AUGGGGGAGGGCCAUGAGCCACCAGGCCGGGAUGGGGAGAGCCAUGAGCCACCAGGCCGGGAUGGGGAGGGCCAUGAGCCACCAGGCCGGGAUGGGGAGGGCCAUGAGCCACCAGGCCGGGAUGGGGAGGGCCAUGAGCCACCAGGCCGGGAUGGGGAGGGCCAUGAGCCACCAGGCCGGGAUGGGGAGGGCCAUGAGCCACCAGGCCGGGAUGGGGAGGGCCAUGAGCCACCAGGCCGGGAUGGGGUGAUCGGGGAGCCACCCAUCCUCCCCACCCUCGGGGUAGGGUGGUGUGGGCUGCCCAGUUGCAUGUGUGGCGGCGCGGAGUCAGGUCAGCUUCAGCGCUCCUCCCGCCUACUGGAGCUGACUUAA
This is a messenger RNA of Procambarus clarkii (red swamp crayfish), 372 nucleotides long. The record is from RefSeq and is a predicted model, not a curated record. NCBI's taxonomy places the organism in Eukaryota, Metazoa, Arthropoda, Malacostraca, Decapoda, Cambaridae.